GGUGGAGGGGGCUUGAUGAAGUGUGAUGGGAAAUGGAUAUUGUACACAAUACCCAAGCUAGGAAGGUGACUUUGAACUCUGUAAGUUCCCUUCCCUGUCCCUGGCUUUGUUCACAGCUGAGAGCAGAGUGAAUCCCAACCGCGGCGGCAGCGAGCGGAGAACAAGCUCCAAAUUAGCUGCAUUCUGACUGAGCUGGCUGGAGAAAUCGGGCGCUUCUCUGCGUGAAUCGGUUGAGAUGGCGUUCCAGCACAUUAACUUACCCUUUAAAUUUCCUCUGAAGGUUGCACAGGCAGAGCUGCCCGCACAAACAGUUCUUUUGCUUUCAUUUUGUCCCUGGUUUUCUGACUUUCUCACUGCAAACCCCGGAGCCUGCCAAGCCCCGACACGCGACCGAGCAGCCACGAGUGCUGACCGGGCUCCAUCCUCAGGCCAGGUCGUGUGUGGGGCUGGGAAAUGGUUGGUGCUUGUGUGAGGCUGCAAUGCACGGUAUUACCUGCUGAAACGUGUCCUUGGGUAGCUAGUGCCUGCCUCUCAGUGUGUGUGUGUUUCUAAUUGACUAGUCUAGCGUGCCAUCGUUAAAAAACCCUCUGUCUAAUUAGCCUUACUCUUCAUUUAGGAAAUGGGGCAUUUUAUCCUGUUCAAAAUGAACGCGAUUAAAUUUGGAGUGGGGAUGAAGUAAAAUAGCUAAGCCAGAAGAAGCUAACUUCUUUUUUUAGUGAGAGUAGCAAAUUUAUAGAUGUAUUUGACAACGCGUGCGUUUAAUUGCGGUGUUCAUUCUUCCAGACAGCUUCCCUAAUUGUUCUGCACGAACGUUAAAAGCUGCAAACGCUGCAGUUCGGUGCAGGAGCGGGUUUGCCUGAAGAUCUCUCUGAAUCCUGAGAAAUCAAGGUCCUAAGGGCGGGGGGGGUGGAAAUCUACCGCAGCAUUAGGGUUGAACCAGAGCUUCCUGAGCAUUUUGGAAUUGGUCAGACCCCUCAUUAGUUCUGUGGGGGAGUUAAUGAAGUGAGAUGGGCUCAGAGCCUCCUUGUUGAGUGAUUUUGGAGAAUUUUGUCUCUCCAGGAGGAUGGAGGGCGGUUGCAGGCGGGAGCUGUGGGUUUGCCCCCUUAAAGAGCAGAACUUGCUGCAUUUUCUCCGAUGGACAAUGCUCAGAGAAAGCCGCCUUCAGCAGCCGGGCUGGGGAUCUGCUCUUGGGCACCGCAGCCCCUGCUGUUUAUCUGCUCCUCCAGCUGCCGCCGUCUCCACCAGCACCGUCCCCCGAUCCCAGAGGGAUCCUGCCCUGAACCCACUUUAUCUUGUGGGCCGCAUGAUCCUCGUGGUCCGUUCCAACCUGGUAUUCCGUGAGUCCGUUGGUUCUGCUUGCGGAGCCAUUGCUGCAGGUGUGAAGCGGGUGGAUGGGCUGCGACACAGCCCAUCGGCCGCCUUCCAUCUCAGCCUGGAAACAGCGGCGGCCCCAGGCGUGCUCCGUUUAAAAUGCCUGUUCCAGGCAAUCAAGCAGGUUUGAUUGGCUGAACACUCUUUUUUAUAAUUUAAUUUAGCCAGGAAUCGUUUGCAAAGUAAUAAAAAGAGCCUCUGACUCCAAAUACAUUCAUUUAAUUCAAUGAGAGACAGUUACUGCGGCGGGCUCGCUUCCCUCGCCCCAUCACGCUGACAUCUCAAAGCGCCGCUCAGGGCUGUUUAUAAGAGUCACGAUCCGCAGCGACAGCUUAAUUGUUUCAAACGCUGACAAGGGUCACCCCAACCCGGCACCAUGCACUGUGCGGUGCUGGCUGGGGAGCCGGCAGAGAGGAGGGAUUUAUGGCUGGCAAAUCGUUUAGAAUUCCUCUGCUUGCUGCCUGCUUAAAUGAUGAACCUGCCCCUUGGGGAUUUGGGCUAUUGAUUGUAAUUUGCAGUUAAGCCUUCGCUUUCUGAGGAAUCAGCAUAAUAAAUACCCACCGCAUUACAGCAGGAGGGACGUGUCUGUGCAGAGGAGAGGGAAGCGGAGGAUUUUUCGCGGCUCAGGGGGUGCUGUGCCCACAGCGGGAUGCUCCCCGGGUUUGGGAGAGCUGUGGGCUCCAUCCCCAUGGGAAAACCAGUCCCUGGUGUGGUGUGGUGUGGUGCAGGAACCUGGGGCUGGAGGGGGGAGGAUGAAGCUUUGAGGCUUUCAGAUGCUUUGGGAAAGCAGGUGGCGAUGUGCUGCUGCCCGGUAUUGUUGGGGUGACAGGUGCCAAAUCCCUUCCCUGUGCCUGGUUAGUGCCAGCACUAUUUUGGAGAACGGGGUAUGAUCACCCCUGUGUCCCUGGGACUUCUCCUAAACUUGUGCUGGUUUGGAGGUCAGGGCCAUUCACUAGCUGUUCACAUCUGGGGUUUGUGACACAGAGGUGGCACGAAUCUACCUCCCAGGGAGGGUCUGUGUCACCAGGGAAAGAAGGGACAGGGAUGAAGGAACAGGGACCAGUGCUGGCUGCCCCUCCAGCCGCUCCCCAGCUCUGCAGAGGGAGAACGAGCUCCCGUCCCCCGGCUUGGGAGUGGAGAUGAGAAUAAUAGCGGUCAUCAAAUAUGCAUUGGGUGGCAGCAGCUGCCGUGCGGCAAAUAUGGUGCUGCGUCUGCCAGGGAGUGACGGUCCCUGGGGGACACAACGGGGCUGAGAGCGCAGCGUGGCAGAGCCGGGGGCUUCAGGGGGCACCGAGCCAGCCUGGUGCCAUGCGGGUGAGCUGGGCUACCCCAGGUGAGUGGUUGUGAGUCCCCCAGCAGGGUGGCACAUCCCUUGGGCUCAUGGAGGCCACGAUGGGAAGGAGCAGGGAGGCACCUUUGUGUGUGAUGUUGGUCCUUGUGUGAACACUGCGGCAUGGGGCUCAGCUCUGGGUCAGGGCGUACGGUGUCCCCUCAUCUCUGGUUGUCCCUGCCUGUUUGCUGCCUUUAGACCCCUUGUGUCCCCUUCCGACUCACACCUUCCGGCAGUCCCAGCGCUCCUGCUGCCCUCCAGAGCAGGGCCAGCUGUGGGGUUCUCCUGGUCCUGGGGGAGGUCAGUGGGUUAAGUCCAGCGACUUCCGCUGGUUCUUGGGUUCCCCCAGUGCUGCACAGCUGGAUGCAGCUGCUUCUCCUCCCCUGGCUCUCCCCAAACACCCGCUGUGAGGCAGGGGAGCGGGUGCUGCCCUUGCCCAUGCUGAUCCCGAUCUGCGCAGGGCAGCCGUUUCCCAGCGCCGCUGCUUAAACUUUGAUGAACCUGCGGCCGCAGGAAUCCAGCCCCAGCAUUAACAUUUGAUGUGGUCACCCUGCGCCUGGGCACGUGUGUGUGUGAACACGCCGCCGGCACCGCCGCGGGGCAGGCGUGUGGCACACGCCAACACCCUCGGCAGCACGUGUGGGCACGUGUGGCACCUUCCCACGCACACAACAUGCCUGGCAUGGUGUGGGGGCACCCCCGGGGCUCCUCUCUGCUUGCCAGCGGCACUGCGGAAUUUGAUCUCUGGUGCUGGUUUCUCCGCCGCGGUGCUGCCCUGGCCGGGCUCCUGGUGCCUUGGGCUCUGCAAAUUCUCUCUUCUUUCUUGGCGCCGUGGUUUGGCUUUGCUGUGUCAAACAGGUCCGUGCGCUUCAUCCUCCCUCAUGCUGGCCGGAGUAAGACAGUAAUUCCCCAAGGAGCCCUGAGGUGUGGGGAGGUGACAGGGUCUGGUUUUGGGGAGGUGUCGGUGCUCUGUGCUGUCCUGCUGGGGGAAUGUUCCCUAUGGCGGGGCCCGGCGCUCCCCCGCACCCGCCGCGGGGGCCCUUCCCCGCUCCUUCGGAAAACUCUCAGGGCUGAAGCGGCGCAUCCCUUACAUUAUUCAUGGCGCGAGCCCCGGCGGUUGGGUUACAGCCGGAGCUCAGCGCCAGCCCUGCGCCGCUGAGCGCACGGGGAGGCAGGAGGCAGCUCCCGCCAGGCUGCGCCGCGACUGCCGUCCCAGCACCAUGCCAGAUGGGGGGCUGCCAGCAGCCAAGGGAGCCACGCACGUGCCUCACCAAAAGCGGGUGCAGGUAAAUCUCCCCCCGGGGCAGGCUGCAGGGUCGGGAGCUGGACGUUGUGCCGGGAGCUGCCUCGUGCCGGCGCGGGGCAUCGUCUCCCAGGGUCCUGCUGGGGUUGGAGCAUGAGCAUCCAUCACCGCAGGGAUGGCUGGCAAGAAGGGGGAGCCCAAAAAGGAUGCGGAGGCCAAAGGGAAGGAGGGCAAAGGGAAAGGGAAGGAUGGGAAGAGGGGCAAGAAGGAGGCGCCCAGCGAGUCGGAGGAGACCUCGGACACAGAGCUGCUGAAGGCGGAGGAGGGCGAGGAGACCGAGGUGGUGGAGGAGGAGAAGGAUGAGGAGGAGGUGGCUGCAGAAGAGCCCAAGAAGGGGAAGGGGAAAGGGAAGGAGAAGAAGGGGGCACUCAAGGGGGUGGUGGCGAAGAAGCCAGGCCGGGGGAAAAAGAUUCAGCCAGAGACAGAGGAGGAGGGCGAGAGCGAUGCCGCGCCGACCAAGAAGAACCUGAAAGGCACCUCCAAGUUGGUGAUGGGGCUGGCGGCCGACAACGCCAAGAAGAAGAAAGGGGCCAAGGGCACGGAGGCCAAGGGCCAGCCCAAAGCACCCACAGAACCUGCCUUGGCCGAGGAAGAGGAGGCGGUGGCAGCACCAAAGGCCCGGGCGAAGCGGAGCCUUCGCAGCACCUCCAAACUCUUCUUGGGCUUCAAGAAGUUGGGGCUGCGUCGGCCUAAGAAGGGGCAGUUCAAGAACACGUCCCGCUUCUUCUGGGGACUGCAGAAGCACAGCACCAAGAGGAAGAAGAAGAAGAAGAACAAGGCGGUGCUCAAGUCCACCUCCAACUUCAUGGUUCGCUUCAAGCGCGUGGGCAAGAAAAGAAAGGAGGCGGCCAGCAGCUCAUCACCGGCAAAGCCAUCGUUCCUGCUGCUGCGGCGGAGCGGGCAGGCGGCCGAGGACGGCGCGUCGCUCUUCCGCCGCCGCCCGGAAAGGAAAUUCAAGCCGCGGGCGCAGGUGCUGAGCAAGGCGGCCGCCGCCACGGGCUGGCUGGCCAGGAAGGUGCUGUCCCGGCGCGGGCGGCUGGCGGGGGGCGGCCGGGCGGCCGACACGGCUUGGCUCUCCCGUAUCGGCGCCAAGAAGCUGCCAUUCCCCGCAGAAGACGAGAUCCUCAGGCACCGGGCCAACAUGAAGCGGAUCGGUGGUGGCAGCGGCGGCUUCUCGGCCCCUGGCGCUGCGCUGCACGGGCAGGACCGGCACGGCAGCAUCGUGCGGCGCCCGUCCCGGCGGCACUCCCAGCGUCUGCCGGCAGAACCACCGGUGCCGCGCUAUGGGUGGGCUGAGGAGGAUGGAGCCUACAGCCGCCGACGUGGCUAUGCCAGGGAGGAAGAUGGAGCCUACGGCUCCCGCCGCGGCUACGCCAAGGAGGAGGAUGGAGCUUAUGGACCCCAGCAUGGCCGCACAGAGGAAGCUGGAGCCUACAGCCCCUGGCACGGUUACGCAGAGGAGGAGGAUGGAGCCUACAGCCCCCAGCACAGUUAUGCCGAGGAGGAGGAAGGCUACAUCCAACCCCCAGCCUACCCGGCGGGGUACAGCUUUGAGGACACGGUGCCGACCCCCUACGCUGAUUACCCUGACUACGAGACAGAGGAGUACGGCUUCUACGGCGGGUUUUGGGACGAGGGUGACAAUCCAGGGCACCCCUAUGGCUACACAGAGCUCGAGGACGAGGGACCAUUUGGGGACAGGUCCCCCCACACCCUCUAUGAUCCUUAUGGCAGCGACCCAGAGUAUGGCGAGGAGGGGGUGGGGCCCUUUGGCUAUGGGGGAGACCCCUAUGAGGACUUCAGGGAGCCCCUUGCCAGGGGGUACCAUGGGGGCGAAUACCCCGAGCAUCGCAUCCAGUACAGCGAGGGGGGGUGGGCGCCGCACGCCCAGUCCUCCUGCAACCCCUAUGCCCUGGGCCUGGAGGAGAUUGCCGAGGCUGAGGAGCCCGAGGAGUGGGAGGAAGAGGAGGAGGAGGACGGGGAGUACCCCUUCUCCAUCCUCAGCGCCUCCUCCCUCCGGGGCAUGCGGGAGACGCUCUCCUCCAAGCUCUCCCUCAAUAGGAAAUUCAGACUUUUCCCCAGGCCCCAGGUUAAGAUUUUUGGCAGGGACCGCCUGGAUGUCCCCCUCCUGCCGUCCCCACACCUGCCCACUGCCCGUGAUGAGGAUGACUACGAUGAGUAUGAGCCGCCAUCCCUGGUACCCUCUCGUCCCAUGGCAUCCCCGGGGCGCCAGGUUUCGGCAGCACGGGCAUGCGGGAGCCCUUUGGGGCAAUUCCUCCAGCGCUCCCUCUCGCAGCCCCCCAGCCACCCCCCUCGGGGUGCAGGAGCAUUUCGGGAGCCUCGCACCCCCCAACCCUCCUACAGACGCUCCAGCCGCAGGCUGGCGGGGAUCGAGAACACUGGUUUGGGGGGCCGGGAUCCCCCACCACGAGCAUCUCUGGCCAGGGACCCUUCCACGCCGGUGGGGCCCUGGGGGCAGCCCCCUCCCCAAGAGUCAGGGGCUGUGCGGCGCCCAUCACUCCGUAACCCCUUCACCAACCCCGGGCGCUCCCCAUCACCCCCAGCCCGGCAGCCCCCUGGCAGCAUGCGGGGUGAGGGGCCGCGGUCACCCCCCCCGCUCAGGUCCAGCCUCCGGAGGUUCAGCCCUGAGCCCCCCGCCCCACUGCCGGCCGCCCCCUGCUCUCCAGGACCGGGGGGGAGGCGUUUGGGGGUGCCCACGGCGGGGUCAGGGAGGCCCCCGACCCCAAGGCCGUCGCGGCGGGGCAGCCCCCCCGGGCUGCCGCUCCCCCAGGCCUGGCCCCGGCUUCCCGAGCCCCCCACGAAGGCGGUGAAGCCGCUGCAGAGAAGCCCCUUCCUGGCAGCGACCCCCCGCCCCGGCAGCCGCCGCCUCAGCCCCUCUGGGCCCCCGUGGGAGGAUGAGCUGCCCCCCUGGCAGGGCGCUGCGCGGGGUCUCGCCGGGGUGCCCCCCCCACCCAGCCCCGCUCCCGGCACCCCCAAAUCUUUCAUCCAGCGCAUCGGGCAGCCCCUUGCCGGGAUGGCCCCCCGCUCCUCCCCGGCGAGACCGUCCCCAGCCCAAGCGGGGGGCCGCAGUCCCUCCCCGGCGCAGUCCCUGGCGUCACUGCUCGUGGGGAGCAUGAACGCCGCCAAAGCCCCUUCGUCCUCACCGCCCACCCGCCGUCCCUCCUCCCACUUGCCCUCCUCUCCUCGGCCCCCAUCCCGGCGAGACGGCAGCACCCGCAGGUCACCGAGCCCACCGGGGGGGCACCGGGGCUGGGCUGACGCCGCCCGCCCUAUCCUCUCCUCCUCCUCACGCCGUGAGCGCAGCCCCUCACCGCAGCGUCGUGUCGCUUUCCCGUCCCCCCACGGCCGCCCCCUUGGCUCCCCGGUCACCCCCCGCCACGGAACCCGAGCGCCGGUGCCGGCGGAGCCCGUCGAUGGCGACGGGGUGGCCGGGGAGGAGGGUGGGGGCCGCUACGCGGUGGUGACGCCGCAGGUGCAAAGGUUGGACUCCUUCCGACGGGCGUCCCGCAUGUACAAGCAGCACUGGUCCGCGCAGCACGUCGUGCGGGUGCGGGAGAUGCCCGACGCCUGGACGGCCGAGCAGGGACUCCCCCGGCAGCCCACCCGGCGCUGGGCGAGCCAGCGGGGAGCCGGCAUCGGCCGGUACCUGAGCCAGCGCUCGGCGGGGGGUGGCUGGAAAGACAGGCACCCCUGGGCAGACAGGUACCUGGCCUCCAAGCAGCCCUGGCGCAGCAAGAUGCAGUCACUGUGCAGCCUGCCCAUCGUGAGGUACCAGGAGCCACAGGAGGAGGACGGGCUGGAGGACAUGACACAGCUGGAGGACCUCCAGGAGGCCGCAGUGCUGAGCAACAUCCGCACACGGUUCGAGCGCCAGCUCAUCUACACCUACAUUGGCAGCAUCUUGGUGUCGGUGAACCCAUACCGGCUCCUCAACAUCUACGGGACAGAGCAGGUGCUGCAGUACGAGGGCAGAGCACUGGGCGAGAACCCCCCGCACCUCUUUGCCAUCGCGAACGUCGCCUACUCCAAAGUGAUGGAUGCCAAACACAACCAGUGUAUCGUCAUCAGUGGGGAGAGCGGUUCAGGGAAGACCGAGGCCACCAAGCUGAUCCUGCGCUACCUGGCAGCCAUCAGCCAGAAACGCAGCACUGCCCCGCAGAUCCUGGAGGCGACCCCCUUGCUGGAAUCCUUCGGCAAUGCCAAAACCGUGAGGAAUGACAAUUCCAGCAGGUUUGGGAAAUUUGUGGAAAUCUUUCUGGAGGACGGUUUGAUCUGCGGUGCCAUAACCUCGCAGUACCUACUGGAGAAAUCCCGCGUGGUCUUCCAGGCCAAAAGCGAGCGCAACUACCACAUCUUCUACGAGAUGCUGGCAGGGCUGCCCGCGCAGCAGCGGCAGCGGUACUGCCUGCAGGGCGCCGAGACCUACUACUACCUGAACCAGGGGGGGAACUGUGAGAUCCCUGGCAAGGAUGACGCAGAGGAUUUCCGUCGGUUACUCAACACCAUGGAGGUGCUGAGCUUCAGCGUGGAGGAGCAGAACAGCAUCUUCCGCAUCCUCUCCUCCGUCCUCCACCUGGGCAACGUCUACUUCGAAAAAUACGAGACUGACUGCCAGGAGGUGGCCACAGUGGUGAGUGCCACAGAGAUCCGAACCGUGGCCGAGCUGCUGCAGGUGUCCCCCGAGGGGCUGCAGAAAGCCAUCACCUUCAAGGUGACGGAAACACUGCGGGAGAAGAUUUUUACCCCUCUGACAGUCGAAAGUGCCGUCGAUGCCAGGGAUGCCAUUGCCAAGACUCUCUACUCCUUGCUCUUCGCCUGGCUCACCGACCGCAUCAACAAGCUGGUGUACCCACGGCAGGAGGCCCUCUCCAUCGCCAUCCUGGACAUCUACGGCUUCGAGGACCUCAACUUCAACAGCUUUGAGCAACUGUGCAUCAACUACGCCAACGAGUACCUGCAGUUCUUCUUCAACAAGAUCGUCUUCCAGGAGGAGCAGGAGGAAUAUCUGCGGGAGCAGAUUGAGUGGAAGGAGAUCCCCUUUAGCGACAACCAGCCCUGCAUCGACCUCAUCUCCCAGAAGCCCUAUGGCAUCCUGCGGAUCCUUGACGACCAAAGCUGCUUCCCCCAGGCCACUGACCACACAUUCCUCCAGAAGUGUCACUACCACCAUGGGACCAACCCACUGUACACUAAGCCGAAGAUGCCACUGCCGGAGUUCACCAUCAAGCACUAUGCAGGGAAGGUGACCUACCAGGUUCACAAGUUUUUGGAUAAAAACUAUGACCAGGUCCGUCAGGACGUGCUGGACCUCUUCAUCAGCAGCAGGACCAAGGUGGUGGCCAACCUCUUCUUUGGCCACGCCCAGGUGAUGGCCCGGCAGAGGAGCCUGGUCAGGAGGAGCAGCACCAGGACGCGGCGGUACAAGGCUCCCACCGUGGCUGCCCGGUUCCAGCAGUCGCUCCUGGACCUAGUGGAAAAGAUAGAGAGGUGCAACCCCUUCUUUGUGCGCUGCCUCAAACCCAACAACAAGAAGGAGCCGGGGCUGUUCGAGGCUGACGUGGUGAGCAGCCAGCUGCGGUAUGCAGGGAUCCUGGAGACCAUCCGCAUUCGCAAGGAGGGCUUCCCCAUCCGCAUCCCCUUCCUCGUCUUCAUUGACAGGUACCGCUGCCUUGUCGACAUGUGGUCCAACGUCAUCCCCAAUGGGAACAACUGUGUGGAGAUGCUGAGGAACCUCUGCCCUGUCAGCCCUAGCAUGUACUAUGUCGGCGUCACCAAGCUCUUCCUAAAGGAGCAGCUGUACCAGGCGCUGGAGAGCAAGCGAGCCCGUGCCCAUCACCUGGCCGCACUCACACUUCAGCGCUACGCUCGCACCUUCUUCAUCAUGAGACGAUUCCGCUCCCUCCGCCGAAAGAUCAUCCUCCUGCAGAGCCGGGCGCGGGGCUACCUGGCCAGGCAGCGGUAUCGGCGUAUGCGGCGCACGCUCAUCAAGUUCAGGUCGCUGGUACACAUCUACGUGAACCGCCGGCGGUAUCUCAAGAAGAAAGAGGAUGCUCGCCGGCGGGCAGAGGAGGAGAGGCAGAGGAUGAAGCAGGAGCUGACAAGGAGGGAGGUGGUGGACGUCACCCACCUGGAGAUCCCGGCUGAGCUGAUGGGGUUGCUGGAGGCCGCCGCAGCCUCCCGGGAGGUGAACGCUGGCUGUGUGGUCCUGGUGCCACCGCCACCGCUGCAGCCCGACCCCCAGCUCACCCUCCCACUCGACAUCAACGACUACCCCAUGGCCAAGUACGUGCGGGGCCACUUCCAGGAGCCAGCAUUUGGGAUGCUGACGGCCCCACUGGCAGCCCCGCUCACCCGGUUGGAUGAGGAGCUGUGCCACGAGGCGCUCAGCAUCUUCCAGCUGAUCCUGCGUUUCAUGGGGGACCCGAGGCUGGGCGGCUCACAGGAGACCCUCUUUGGCAACUACAUCGUGCAGAAGGGGCUAUCAGUGCCGGGGCUGCGGGACGAGCUCCUGGCGCAAGCCGCCAACCAGGUCUGGCGGAACACCAACGUCAACAACGAGGAGCGGGGCUGGCUGCUGCUAGCCACCUGCCUCAGCGCCUUCCCCCCCUCCACCGCCUUCGACAAGUACCUGCUCAAGUUUGUCUCUGAUUACGCCUUUGCUGGCUACAAGCCGGUGUGCCAGCGCAAGCUGAUGCACGCCAUGGCACGGUCACAGCUGGGUGCCGCGGCCGCCCGCACCUUUCCCCCGUCACUGCUGGAGUGGACAGCGAACCGGCAGCAAGCCAGCAUGGCGUUGGACUUGCACUGCUUCAACGGUGACCAGUUCUCCUGCCCCGUCCACUCCUGGAGCACAGGCGAGGACCUGGCAGGGGAUGUCCUGAAGCACAGGGGGCUGGCUAAGGGCUGGCGUGGCUGGUCCGUGGCCAUGAAGACAGGUGCCCAGUGGGCUGAGCUGGCCGGUCACGACUACGUCCUGGACCUCGUCUCAGACCUCGAGCUGCUCCGGGGCUUUCCCAAGCAGAAGUCCUGCUUCCUUGUCGCAUGGGAGGGGACCGAGAGCCGCAGCGGGGACAGCCGGGCGGUGCUGGGACACGGCUUGGAUUUGGAUGAAGUGCCUCCUCCCCCAGCUGUGAAAGCCCCCACACUGCCAUCCACAGAGACGUACCUCACUCAUGCAGACGGGGACUUUGGGGAGCCACGUGGCCAGAAGGGUCUGGAUCGGUACCUGGACAGCCUCUUCGACCCUGUGCUCUCCUAUGGCAAUGGGGAGCUGGAGAAGCCGAUUGCCGUCACGCAGAGAAUGAAGGGAGGAGGCGGCGCAGGAGGAGGGGAUAAUGGUGGCGAUGCUGAGCAGACCGGACCCCCCAAGACCACAGAAUCACAUCAGCCAAGGAAUGCAGAGCCAGCCCUGUCCCCGCAGCACCAGGCAGAUGCCAACCAGCCACCUGGUUCCCCGGGCAGAGCAGCAGAGGGGACGCCAGCCCGCGCCCCCCAGCCACGACCCUACGUGCAGAAAGCUGCACCCGUGGGCCGGCGGUGGCCGGGGGAGCUGGUGCAGAAUUCCCGGCUGAACUCGGAGCACUUCCCACGGCCCACACACGACAUCCGCAACAUCAUCCGGCAGUGCCAGCUGGCCCCACGUGGCUCCCAGCCCCCCAGCAAGCUCUUCGGGAAGAAGCUGGACCCCCAUGAGGAAGCCAUGCAGAUCCUGAAGGAGCAGCUCUCAGCAGCCCGAGUGCCGGCAGCUGCGGGGCCCAAGGAGAUGGUGGCCACGGUGAGGCCAGUCACCAGCAGCAGGUACCAGCUGCGAGCACCAACAGGACGUCCAGCAGCCACCCGACCCCCAGUCUCUGUCUCACGGGAGCUCCCAGCCGAGGGGCAGCAGGUCCAGACCCAGCUGCACCGGAGCUGCAGCGAGGAUUUCUACACCUACCACAAUGUGCCCUGGAAAAUAUACAUCCGCAAGGAGGUUUUCUACCCCAAGGACAGCAUCAACAACCCGCUGGUGCUUGACCUCAUCUUCCGUCAGAUCUUCAACGACACACUCUCCAACACCUGCCUCCGGAUCAGCCAGGAGGAGCGGCUCCGCUUGAAAUCCCUCUUCGCGGAAAACAAGCUGGACUCUUUCAGCCCCGUGGCCACUGAAAGCGUCAAGAGGGAGAUCAUUGCUGCGGCCCGGGACGGCUGCGAGGUUUAUUUCUCCCGUCUCUUCCCCGCCACGGGCAGUGUGGGGACGGGCGUGCAGAUCCUGGCCGUGUCCCAUGCUGGUGUCAAGCUGCUGCGACUGGUGAAGGGCACCAACGUCCCCGGGGAGCAGCUCCGGGUGCUGCGGGCGUACAGCUACACCGACGUGCUGUUCGUCACCACCCCGUCCAGGAACAUGCUGGAGUUCAACCUGCGCAGUGAGAAGCUGAUCCUCUUCUCCCCCAAAGCCCCCCAGGUCAAAGCCAUGGUCGACCACUUCAUCACAGAGCUCAGGAAGGACUCCCAGUAUGUGGUGGCCGUGAGGAACUACAGUCCGGAGGAUGGGGACAAGCUCAGCUUCCACAAAGGGGACAUCAUCCAUUUGCAGCCACUGGAGCACCUCGAGAGAGACCACUACUAUGGCUGCGUGGUCCGCAAGAAGGUGAUGUACCUGGAGGAGCUGAAGACAGGCACUCAGGAUUUUGGGUGGAAGUUCGGGGCCAUACAUGGCAGGUCAGGGCUCUUUCCCGCUGAGUAUGUCCAGCCCGUCGCAGCCCCCGACUUCGUCCAUUUGCCAACGGAGAGGAAAGAGGAGCCCAGGGACAAGCAGGGCAAGGUGGCAGCUUCAGCCGCUGUGGCCGUGGCUGUGGCAUCCACCGCCGUGGCCCAGGAGCUGGAUCGGAAAACCGAGGUGUGUCCCCCCAGCACCACCAUCAUGGAGGGUCUGGAGGGAGAUGGUGGUGAGCAGCUUGGGGACAACGUGGGGACAUGCCCCAUGCUGGCCUUUGCCCAGCGGUAUUUCCGUGCAGCACGGCACGGGACCAUGGACUCUGGUGGGACCAAGGCCAAGAGAGAUGUGCCUGAUGUGCUGGAGGUGCUGAUGUUCACCAAGACCCCCAUCCAGGAGUCGCUCAUUGAAUUUGUGGAUGGUGGCACCAGCAAACUGGCCACUGAGGCUUUCCAAGCCGUGAUGAAGUUCAUGGGCGACCACCCUCUGCGGGGGCAGACGGAGCUGGACGCCGUCUGCACCAUCCUCAAGCUGUGCGCAGAGCACGAGGUCCUGAGGGAUGAGGUGUACUGCCAGAUCAUCAAGCAGGUCACCAACAACACCAGCUCCAAGCCGGACAGCUGCCAGAAGGGCUGGAGGUUGCUCUACAUCCUCGCUGCCUACUACAAGUGCUCCGAGGUGCUCCGGCCCUUCCUACUGGCUUUCCUCCAGAAUGUCAGCAGCCGCCCGGAGCUGCCGUACCAGGGUAUCGCCAAAGCCUGUGAGCAAAACCUGCGGAAAACCCUGCAGUUUGGCGGCCGCAGCCUCUUCCCCAGCAGCAUGGAGCUCAAGGCCAUGGUGGCUGGACGCAGCGCCAAGCGCCAGCUCUUCCUUCUGCCUGGCGGCAUCGAGAGGCAUCUUAAGAUCAAAACAUGCUCGGUGGCUCUGGACGUGAUCGAGGAGCUGUGCUGUGAGAUGGGGCUGCAGCACCCAGAGGCUUUCGACGAGUACAUUCUCUUUGUGGUGACUGACAGAGGACAGAGUGUGCGGCCGCUGACCCGCCGGGAAUAUGUCCUGGACGUGGCUGCCGAGACAGAGCUCCGGGACACCAGCUACACCUUCUGGUGCCGCCGUGUGGUCUGGAGCCAACCCCUCAAGUUCGACAACGAGCUCUAUGUCACCGUCCACUACAACCAGGUGCUCCCUGACUACCUCAAGGGACUGUUCACUGUCCUGCCACCCGCCAGGCCGGGAGAGCAGCACUUCCCUCACGUGGCCAAGCUGGCCGCCCUCCAGCAUCGAGCCAAGGACCGUCACCACGUCCCCACCGUGCGGGAGGUGCAGGACUAUGUCCCCCCACAACUGUUCCGCCUGCUGAAGGCUCAGUCCUGGCUGCACAUGGUGACCCCACACGUGCAGCAGGUGCAGGCGCUCAGUGCCCACCAGGCACGGGCGCAGUUCCUGGGGCUGCUGAGCGCCUACCCCAUGUUCGGCUCAUCCUUCUUCUACAUCCAGAGCUGUAGCAACAAUGCCAUCAUCUCGCCCUGCAUCCUGGCCGUCAACCAGAACGGCCUCAACUUCCUCAGCAAGGAAACCCAUGAGCCCAUGGCCAAGUUCUCGCUGAAGGAGAUCCAGUCAACGCGGACGCAGCGGCCGGCGGCCGGUUCCAGCUCCCCCUACGUGGAGAUCACACUGGGAGAGCUCCUGGCCCAGGGCAUCACCCAGCUGCAGCUGGAGCAGGGCCUGGAGCUGUGCCGCGUGGUGGCCGCGCACAUGGAGAUGCUGUUGGGUGCCCGGGAGAAGAGGCUGACGCUGCCGCCCAGCGAGAUCACCCUGCUCUGAGCGCCCCCAGCCCCGCCGCGGGGGACACGGGGCGCAGCGACCGCGGGUGUCCACAGCCCGGCUGGUGGCCGCUGUCCCUUCCGUGCUGCUGGCGCCUCGCUGUCGUUCUCGGGGUUUACACACGCUUCGUCAGCCCGGCCCGA
This is a messenger RNA of Columba livia (rock pigeon), 14681 nucleotides long. RefSeq names its product myosin XVA (gene MYO15A). The record is from RefSeq and is a predicted model, not a curated record. Gene Ontology annotation, molecular function: protein binding; ATP binding; cytoskeletal motor activity. The coding region runs from base 4120 to 14538 and encodes 3472 amino acids. The transcript has 63 exons. Gene Ontology annotation, cellular component: cytoskeleton; myosin complex. Lineage: Eukaryota; Metazoa; Chordata; Aves; Columbiformes; Columbidae.